CCCCCCCCCCCCCCCCCCCCCCCCCCCGAAUUCCCAAACUACCCCUCCCUCCUUCCCCUCCACCCUCAAAAUUCCCAAACUAUCCCUCCCUGUUCUCUCAUGGCCUCCCCUCCAGACACCAGCAAAACCACCAAACUGGAGCGCUACAACAGCUACCUCCGCCGCGUAAAUUCCACAAAACUCCUCGCCGCCUCCUCCAAACUCCUCUUCCGAGCCACCCUCCUCCUCGCCCUCCUUCUCGUCCUCUUCUUCACAAUCUCCUCUCCUCCUCUCUCCUCCUCCCAUGACCACCCCCACCACCACCUCCACCUCCUCUCCUCCGCCUUCUACGGCUCCACCGGCCCAUCCUGGGAAAAACAAGUCCGACAUUCCUCCACUCCCCGCCGCCCCAACGGCCUAACCGUCCUCGUCACCGGCGCCGCCGGCUUCGUCGGCACCCACUGCUCCCUCGCCUUAAAAAAACGCGGCGACGGCGUCGUCGGUCUCGACAACUUCAAUUCCUACUACGACCCAUCUCUCAAACGCUCCCGCCAAUCCCUCCUCUCCAAACACAACAUCUUCAUCGUCGAAUCCGAUCUCAACGACACCCCAAUCCUCUCCAAGCUCUUCGACAUCGUCCCCUUCACCCACAUCCUCCACCUCGCCGCCCAAGCCGGCGUCCGCUACGCAAUGCAAAACCCCCAAUCCUACGUAAAUUCCAACAUCGCCGGCUUCAUCAAUCUACUAGAAAUCUCCAAAUCAGCAGAUCCCCAACCGUCGAUCGUCUGGGCCUCAUCAAGCUCUGUCUACGGUCUCAACACCCAAAACCCCUUUUCCGAAUCUCACCGCACCGAUCAACCAGCUAGCCUCUACGCCGCAACGAAGAAAGCCGGAGAAGAAAUAGCUCAUACCUACAAUCACAUCUACGGUCUAUCAAUCACCGGCCUACGUUUCUUCACCGUCUACGGUCCGUGGGGCCGACCUGACAUGGCCUACUUCUUCUUUACAAAGGACAUUCUUCAAGGAAAACCAAUCUCAAUCUUCCAAACGCAGGAUAUGAAGGAAGUAGCUAGAGAUUUCACUUAUAUAGAUGAUGUUGUUAAAGGGUGCCUGGGUGCGCUGGAUACCGCUGAGAAGAGUACUGGUAGUGGGAGGCGUAAGAAAGCACCGGCGCAGCUUAGAAUCUACAACUUGGGAAAUACUUCGCCAGUUACAGUUGGGAAAUUAGUUGGGAUUUUAGAAGGGUUGUUGGGAAUGAAAGCUAAGAAGCAUGUGGUGAAGAUGCCUCGUAAUGGAGAUGUGCCGUUCACUCAUGCUAACGUGAGCCAGGCGUGGAGGGAUUUCGGGUAUAAGCCUUCUACGGAUCUGGCUACCGGGUUGAGGAAAUUCGUUAAGUGGUAUGUUGGGUAUUAUGGAAUUAAGACGAGGGUAAAUAAGGAAACUGAAAAUGGGGAGAAGUCUUCUUGAGGUUGGUUUUUUUUUUUUUUUUUUAUAAUUUUUAUAAUUUUUUUAUAUUGUGUUAUAGGGAUUGUACGGUCCUGAUGCAUUAGACCGUGAACGAUGGUCAUAUGUGCCAGCGUGGCUUACAGGUUACAGAUCCAAUCCGUCCAUCAGAGGGGUACUGCUUUUUCGAUCUCAUGGGUUGUGAAUCAGAUCCGUCCACUGAUCAGAUGGAUCACGGUUUCUGAAAGAAAUUUACCCGUCCAUCUGUUUCAAAUAUCAGGGCCCAUUUUCUGAGUGGACUGGAUUUAUUUUUCUGGCAAGAGAAUCUACAGGAUCAGAACACCUUGUGUAUGGUUGAGAUCCAAUCCAUCCAUCAGAGGGUACUGCUAUGUAGAUGUUGUGGUUCGAGAAUCAGGUCCGUCCACUCACGAAUUCUAUCCCGUCUGAUGGAUGGCUGAGAUUUUGAACCUAUCUGCUACACUGGCACAUGUGGGGGUGUGUAUAUGAUCUGCCGUGAAUAAAUAAGCGGUUUGGAAUAAGCGAUGUGCGUCAGAAUGAGUGGUUGAGGUAAUAUUAACGGUCUGGAUCAUGGAAUCACGUGCCCAGUUGGACAGAAUGGAUGUAUCUGCUUCCGUUCGGAUGCAUUAGGACCAUAUAUUGUUGUAAUAUUAGGGAAAAGGGAGGGUAAAAUAGGAAUAGAAAAAGUGCAAAGCUGGAAAAGGAGAACCGGAACAUAAAUGGGUAGACAGAGAGAUAGAUCUGUGAAUAAUGAUGAGUGUGGCCCCUAAAAAGAGGAGAAAAGGUUGAUGAGUUGUACUGUAAUGAAAUGUGUGGUCGAGGAGUCGAGUUUUGCAGCGAAGGGUGUAGAUUCGACUUGAGUGGGCCACGAUGGAGUUCGUGAUUGAUGAAAGAUGAUGUCACGAUUCCUCUUGCUUUUGUUUUUUUUUUUAAAUGCUUUUUCGAUGGUGGGAUGUAAAUCCGUACACUGUAAUGCUAGUGAUUAUGAUUUCUUAUAAAAAGAUUAUCUGUUUCGGUACA
This is a messenger RNA of Magnolia sinica, 2460 nucleotides long. RefSeq names its product UDP-glucuronate 4-epimerase 6. NCBI's taxonomy places the organism in Eukaryota, Viridiplantae, Streptophyta, Magnoliopsida, Magnoliales, Magnoliaceae. The transcript has a single exon. The coding region runs from base 100 to 1446 and encodes 448 amino acids. The record is from RefSeq and is a predicted model, not a curated record.